AUGGCCUCUGCUCUUCGGGGGGUGCGGACGGCUCAGAAGCUGCCUCUGAGCCAGAGCCAGAAGGCGGUGGCGGCGGGGGAGCCAUGUCUCUACAACAACUCUCCACAGGAAACCAUCGAAGCGGUCUACUCUAGUCGACCAGACUUGAAGGAACAACCACUGGAGGAUGCUGAGGACACAUGGUAUACAGACGGCAGCAGCUUCAUCAAAAAUGGCCAGCGCAAAGCAGGGUACGCAGUGACCACUACGAGCGCUCACCUCACGCCGUUGAAGAACGACCGCUCCCGAGUAAUGGCUGUCGUUACACAACAGCACAGGCUGUGUGCCCAGCCAAGGACAGCGGGAUGCGCUGAUAAAAUUAGAAGUAACAGCAGAGCUAGCAAGUGCCGUGGGCUCCGCACCGCUCGGAAACUCCGCAGCCACCGUCGCGAUCAGAAGUGGCACGACAAGCAGUAUAAGAAGGCCCACUUGGGCACUGCGCUGAAGGCCAACCCCUUCGGCGGCGCUUCUCACGCCAAGGGAAUUGUUCUGGAAAAAGUUGGAGUAGAAGCUAAGCAGCCUAACUCUGCCAUCAGGAAAUGUGUAAGAGUCCAGCUGAUCAAGAAUGGCAAAAAAAUAACAGCUUUUGUUCCCAAUGAUGGUUGCCUGAACUUCAUUGAGGAAAACGAUGAAGUUCUGGUUGCUGGUUUUGGUCGGAAGGGUCAUGCUGUUGGUGACAUUCCUGGAGUUCGCUUCAAGGUUGUCAAAGUAGCCAAUGUUUCUCUGUUGGCCUUAUACAAGGGCAAGAAGGAGAGACCAAGAUCAUAA
Cuculus canorus (common cuckoo) is the source of this 807-nucleotide messenger RNA. Its product is annotated as 40S ribosomal protein S23-like. The record is from RefSeq and is a predicted model, not a curated record. The coding region runs from base 1 to 807 and encodes 268 amino acids. NCBI's taxonomy places the organism in Eukaryota, Metazoa, Chordata, Aves, Cuculiformes, Cuculidae. Gene Ontology annotation, molecular function: nucleic acid binding; structural constituent of ribosome. Gene Ontology annotation, biological process: translation. The transcript is spliced from 6 exons. Gene Ontology annotation, cellular component: ribosome; cytosolic small ribosomal subunit.